GUACUACGCAGCAGUGGAGGCCAAGAAGGAGCAGAGCAGCAAACACGCGCAGAGCUUCGGGGCGCGGCAGCCCACCAUGGGGGGCUCCAACCCCGGGCAGGAGCGGGGGGUCUGGCUGUCGCUGCUGGAGACCCUCCGCGAGCGGGAGCUGCUGCCCGCCGUCACCUUCACGUUCUCGCGGGGCCGCUGCGAGGAGCAGGCGGCGGCGCUGGGCUCGCUGGAGCUGCUGGGCGGCCCCGAGCGCGCCCGGGUGCGCCAGUUCCUGACGCGCUGCCUGGCCCGCCUGCGCGGCUCCGACCGCCGCCUGCCGCAGGUGCUGCAGCUCUCAGACCUGCUGCAGCGCGGCAUCGGCGUGCACCACGGCGGGGUGCUGCCCCUGCUCAAGGAGAUCGUGGAGAUGCUCUUCAGCCAAGGGCUGGUCAAGGUGCUGUUCGCCACCGAGACCUUUGCCAUGGGGGUGAACAUGCCGGCACGGACCGUCGUCUUCGACUCCAUCCGCAAACACGACGGGAACAGCUUCCGUGACCUCCUGCCAGGCGAGUACACGCAGAUGUCGGGGCGCCCCGGGCGCCGCGGGCUGGACGCCACCGGCACCGUCAUCAUCCUCUGCAAGGGACCGGUGCCCGAGCUGUCCGACCUGCACCGCAUGAUGCUGGUGCUGUUCGCCACCGAGACCUUUGCCAUGGGGGUGAACAUGCCGGCACGGACCGUCGUCUUCGACUCCAUCCGCAAACACGACGGGAACAGCUUCCGUGACCUCCUGCCAGGCGAGUACACGCAGAUGUCGGGGCGCGCCGGGCGCCGCGGGCUGGACGCCACCGGCACCGUCAUCAUCCUCUGCAAGGGACCGGUGCCCGAGCUGUCCGACCUGCACCGCAUGAUGCUGGGCCGGCCGUCGCCGCUGCAGUCGCGGUUCCGCCUGACGUACCCCAUGAUCCUGCUGCUGCUGCGCGCCCCCGCCCUGCGCCCCCACGACCUGAUGCGCCGCAGCUUCGCCGAGUUCCCGCUGCGCCGCGACGCCACCGCGCAGAUGCGGCGCGUGGCCGCCCUCAGGGAGGCGCUGGCGGCGCUGGGGGACCCCGAGGGGACAGCAGGGGACACCGAGGACCUGCCCCAGUACCACCAGGCCGUGGUGGCACUGCGCCGCGCCCGCGCCGUGCUGCAGCGGUGCCUGGCACAGCCCGGGGGGCAGCGGGUGCUGGCACCGGGCCGGGUGGUGGUGGUCUGCACCCCGAAACACCGCAACGCGCUGGGGCUGGUGCUGCAG
Molecule: messenger RNA, 1267 nt
Organism: Onychostruthus taczanowskii (white-rumped snowfinch)
Lineage: Eukaryota; Metazoa; Chordata; Aves; Passeriformes; Passeridae
Product: helicase SKI2W-like
Exons: 10
Biological process (GO): nuclear-transcribed mRNA catabolic process, 3'-5' exonucleolytic nonsense-mediated decay
Cellular component (GO): Ski complex
Molecular function (GO): RNA helicase activity
Source: RefSeq, a predicted model, not a curated record